AUUCCUGCCUGUUUACUGGGAAAUUAUGAUAUUUAGUGCCCAGUUCAUCGAUAAACAUAAACAUUCACCGCGCUAUUUAUAAAGUCAGCUGACGACUCUGGAAUUAAGCUCCCCCGUCUGGACAAUUGCAGCAUCGCCUAGAAAGCGAAUUUGGACAAAUGGGAUAAAUCCAUCGAUAUCUCUGGACCGUUUUUAAAGUUACUCCCAAGUUCGAAACAGGUCAAGUACUUUUAAAACAUUGAAAAAUACAUGCAUUAAAACUGAACAAUAUAAUCAUAAUGAGUGUGUGCGGUGCUGCUCGGUGCCGGCUGAUCCAGACGCGCAGUGCUGUGAGGAGAAUCCUUCAGCAGAACCGAACCGCCUGCAGCCACACGAAUGGACCUGCUGAGAGCAUCAGGGAGAAGCUGCAGGCUUUCUCAGGAGGAUCCAUAGAGCUCCAGAAGCGGCAGGAGUCAGGGAUCGCGGUGCUCACUGUCAGUAAUCCAGCGCGCAUGAACGCCUUCUCGGGCAGCAUGAUGCUUGAACUGGAGCAGCGGGUGCUUGAACUGGAGACCUGGACAGAAGGGAAAGCUGUCAUUGUGCAGGGAGCUGCUGGAACCUUCUGCUCUGGAUCUGAUCUGAAUGCAGUCAGAGCGAUAGCAAACCCACACGAUGGCAUGCAGAUGUGUGAGUUCAUGCAGAACACUCUAACUCGACUCCUCAGGCUGCCGCUCAUCUCCAUGGCACUGGUGGAGGGAAGAGCGCUGGGCGGGGGAGCAGAACUCACCACUGCCUGUGACUUCAGGUUGAUGACGUCUGAUGGUGUUAUCCAAUUUGUCCAUAAGCAUAUGGGUUUGGUUCCUGGAUGGGGAGGAGCUGCAAGACUCGUUCGUAUUGUUGGCAGCCAAAACGCCCUGAAACUGCUGAGUGGGGCUAAAAAGGUUGAUCCAGACUUUGGAAAACAGAUGGGACUGGUUGAUGAGGUGCUCCACUGCUCUUCUGGUGAGGGAGAUACACUGGCACACGCCGAGCAGUGGCUGAGUCAGUUCAUUAAGGGUCCGGCCCCGGUGAUCCAGGCCGUCAAGAAGGUGGUUAUCUCAGGAAGAGAGCUUCCCUUGGAACAAGCCCUUGAAACUGAGAGGAAUGUGUUUGGGACAGUAUGGGGUGGUCCCGCCAACCUCGAGGCUCUGGCUUUAAAACCGAAACAUAAGUGAUUGAAAUCAUCACUGUGUAACAUUAAAACUGUUGCACUUUUCAGAUCACAUUGUAAAACAGAAGUAACUGAAAAGUUCCUGGAUUGUUUUGCAGAGUUCAUGUCAAAUUGCACAUGCACACAUUAGUAAAUAAAUAACCUAUUUCUUAA
This is a messenger RNA of Megalobrama amblycephala (Wuchang bream), 1342 nucleotides long. RefSeq names its product enoyl CoA hydratase domain containing 1 (gene echdc1). Gene Ontology annotation, cellular component: cytosol. NCBI's taxonomy places the organism in Eukaryota, Metazoa, Chordata, Actinopteri, Cypriniformes, Xenocyprididae. The transcript is spliced from 7 exons. The record is from RefSeq and is a predicted model, not a curated record. Gene Ontology annotation, molecular function: enoyl-CoA hydratase activity. Gene Ontology annotation, biological process: fatty acid beta-oxidation. Bases 279 to 1193 code for a protein of 304 amino acids.